AUGCACACCAGGUGGCGGUUGUUUGCACUGGACCUGAGCACACUGCUGGCUCAACCCGCUUUCCUCCUUUCUACCUCUCCCUGCUGUUCUCCACUCUCUGCCUCUCCCCUCUGGCCCCUCUUUCCCCCCCCUUCAUCUCCCCCCUUCCCUUUGCCCCUCACAUCCUGCCCCUUCUCCUCAACCCCCACAUCCCGCUUCGUGUUCUCCCCCCUCCCCCCUGAACUCAUCCCUCCUCCCCCACGCUCAGGGAGCAAUGCGUCGGUAGGGUGCAAUGCGGCGUCACAUGGUAGCAGGCUGAAGGAGGUGGGGCGUGUAGGCAGUGCUGGGCUGAAGAAGGGUGUGAUGAGGCGCUGCGUUCUAGCGGGACUGAAGGAGGUGGGCACGGGCGGUGCGAGUGGGAGAACCAAAUGUGUGGCGGUGGCACCUAACGUGGAGGAGAUGCCUGGGGCAGGGGAGAGGAGGGCAGGGGAGAGGGGGGCCGGGGAGCGACAGGGGGGCGAGGAGACGAGGGUAGGUGAGCGGCAAUGGGGAGGGGAGAGGAGGGUAGGUGAGCGGCUGGGGGGAGGCGGUGCGCAGCGGGAGGGCCAAGUGUGA
Molecule: messenger RNA, 594 nt
Organism: Closterium sp. Naga37s-1
Lineage: Eukaryota; Viridiplantae; Streptophyta; Zygnematophyceae; Desmidiales; Closteriaceae
Source: the annotation of a GenBank genome assembly